Messenger RNA from Pelobates cultripes (western spadefoot toad), 36469 nucleotides. Lineage: Eukaryota; Metazoa; Chordata; Amphibia; Anura; Pelobatidae. The record is from the annotation of a GenBank genome assembly.
UUGCGUUCCACCGUGGUUACGCCCCCAUACUGCACUGCGCAGCCGUAAGCAUGUCUACGCGAUCCAAGGUGGUCCUUGGAAUCUCGGUCCUCCUGUCCGGGGCCACGGUUAUUGGGGUCCACAUGAAGCAGAAGCUGGAUAGAGAGGUGGGUGUCAAGGACGCGAAUCCCGCGCCCUGCAACUCUCACUAUUUUGGCCCCUGUGGCUCUACGUACUUUAUAAAGGUCAUCUGGAUUGAGUAUUGAUGGGGAGGUGCAUGGUAUAGGCAUGGGGACACAGUGUGAAUCAGGACAACAAAGAGCACGCUUAUUGUAUUGGGUGAUUCAGGAUUGUCAUUAUGUGAUCAUUAUUAAAUAUUCAGUGAGUGCAUGGAUUCAUGGCCUGACUCUCUGAAUAACUAGUUAUAAUGAUUUAUUAUAUAUAUCAAGUAGUGAUAUGUUCUCUAACUCCAGGUGGGUUAAAGUGGGACAUGCAUUACAGGGUUACAGUGCCUGCAGAAAUAUAUUCUAAUUCUAAUAAUAUUUUUCUAUGAAAGUGUGUAUAUGGAUGAAAUUUUAAAUUGAAAAAUAAAAAAUUUAUACAAAUCAAAAAGAAAUAUAUUCUAAUCUACAGUAAUACAAUGUGAAAAUGUUUGUUUGGAACUCCAUUUACUUUUACAACGUAUCUUUGCACAAGUUACCACCACGUUCAAUGGGUUUAGGCCUUUCUGUUACUUUUGUUAACUGUAAGUGCUGAAACACCAAUGCAGAACUGUGCUAAAUUAUUUUUGUGACAUUGCCUUGUUACAGGUUGGACAUAUGUGUGUAAACGACUGUCUGGGCGUCAAGAACGCAUUGCAGUGUAUCUGCCCUGCCAAACUUAGCAUGCCACUUCUUAGAGCAGCAAUUAUUAAAUUAACACUAUAGGCAAUGUCUUGAAGUGGUUAUGUUACCUGGAGGGCCAGCUCAUGCUUCACUGCUUAAAAAAAAAAAAAAAGAAGCUUACUCCUUGUUUAGUUGAUAUUCUUGGUCCCCACAGUCCGAAGCCCAGUCUCCGAUAACAAAAUAGCAGAGGUAUGCUACCUCCUCGUGCCAUAUCUCUUUAUGUCAUGGAUUGGGGCAGUGGUUGGCUGAGAAAAAGGCUCAGCUGACACUCUAGCCUGGAUUCAGUUGUCCUGUUCUCUUUAAAAGAACUCUAUAGUGUUAGGAAUAUAAAGCUGUAUUCCUAACACUAUAGCAACUCGCCACCCGCCCCCCCAACACUUUUUUUCAGCUACCUGAUUCCAGUGCUGAUGUCCCUCGGCGCUGGGUUGAGCUCCUCCUCCGCCAACGUCAGUGAUUGGGGGUAACCUAAUGCACAUUAGGCCUUUCCCCAUAGGAAAUCAUUGACUCAGUAUUUUACUAUGGUUUUGUUUUGUUUUUUUGUUUUUUUAACACGUUGAAGGUCUUCAUGUCCAGCGUCACUUCACGGCAUCAAAUUGCAGGUAGCCACUAGAGGCAGUCUAAACACUGCUAUGUAAACUUUGCAGUUUCUCUAAAACUACAAUGUUUUACAUUGCAGGACUAAGGAAUGAAGUUGUCUGGAUUCCUAAAGUGUCCCUUUAAGCCUCCUUUUUUUGUUGUUGUAAAGAAACUGCAUCUCCAGUGCCUGUUUUCCUGGCAGCCACUAAUGGCGCUUCUGUGGCCCUGACCAAGUAAAACUGUCAGAUGACAUGGAAGUAAACAUAGGAAAGCCUUUAUACAGUGCUUUCCGUAGGGGAAGCUCAAAAGUGUGCAUAGUGCUCGCAUGCAUGCGCAUAAGGUCCUUCAAGCUCCAGUUGGAGCAUUGGUUGGCCCAUCGCUGACGUUGCAAGAGGAAGCUAGGUAAACAGCGCAGAGGGGGCCUCGGUACUAUAAAAAGUUAAGUAAAAGGCAUUAAUUUAUUAAAAUUAAUUGGAAAAAGGGAGAAUGGCUCUAUAACUAAACUAAAGGAUUAGGACUAAAGACUUCUGUUCCUUUAAAGGACCACUCUAGGCACCCAGACCACUUCAGCUUAAUGAAGUGGUCUGGGUGCCAGGUCCAGCUAGGGUUAACCCAUUUUUUAAUAAACAUAGCAGUUUCAGAGAAACUGCUAUGUUUAUGAAUGGGUUAAGCCUUCCCCCUAAUCCUCUAGUAGCUGUCUCAUUGACAGCCACUAGAGGCGCUUGCGUGCUUCUCACUGUGAUUUUCACAGUGAGAGCACGCCAGCGUCCAUAGGAAAGCAUUGUAAAUGCUUUCCUAUGCGACCGGCUGAAUGCGCGCGCAGCACUUGCCGCGCGUGCGCAUUCAGCCGACGGGGCGGAACGAAGGAGGAGAGCUCUCCGCCCAGCGCUGGAAAAAGGUACGUUUUACCCCUUUUCCCCUUUCCAGAGCCGGGCGGGAGGGGUUCCCUGAGGGUGGGGGCACCCUCAGGGCACUAUCGUGCCAGGAAAACGAGUAUGUUUUCCUGGCACUAUAGUGGUCCUUUAAGGUGCAAUACAAUUAAAGGACCACUAUAGUGCCCUGAGGGUGCCCCCACCCUCAGGGUCCCACUCCCGCCGAGCUGGAUGGAGAAGAAGGGGUUAAACACUUACCAAUCUCCAGUGCCGGGCUCCCUCGGUUCUGGAGACUCUCCUCCUCCUUUCCCCGUCAUCGGCUGAAUGCGCAUGCUCAAUGCUUUCCUAUGGACGCUGGCAUCUUCUCACUGUGAAAAUCACAGUGGGAAGCGCCUCUAGCGGCUGUUAAUGAGACUGAAACUGCUAUGUUUACAGCAGAAAGGGUUAAUCCUAGGUGGACCUGGCACCCAGACCACUUCAUUAAGCUGAAGUGGUCUGGGUGCCUAUAGUGGUCCUUUAAUCUUCUAUCAUUUUGCCAAACUCUUUAAUUAGUAUCAGAGGGUAUACUUGUUAUUCUGGAUGAGGGAGCAUUCAAAGUCAGCUUUAAACUUCAAACAAAAUAAGUCAAUAGCAUUUUACCUCCAUUCCUUCCAACCUUGCAAAUACCCACAAGCUAAUGUUUCUUUAACUUUGGAGAGCAAUACAAACCAACAUUUGCACAUAAAUCCUGCUUUAUGUUUUAAAUUCACCUCUUUUGCUCCAACAGUAAUCUUCAUCAUGAAUAGAUGCUCAUUUAGUUUAAUAUUCUUCAUUCUGCCACCCUGUAUCUUUUCAGAGAAACUAAAUGGCAUCCAAAGGUGAAACUACAUGGUUACAUUCCACCGUGGCGUAGUGAUUAUGGUGCCAGGAGUGGCCUGGCACUUAGAAUUUUCCUGGGGUCCAGACAUGUCAGUGACCCCCAGCUUCAAGAGCCGGAUGCUCCCUUCUCUGAGCUAGCUACCUAGGGUUUAGUUUAGUGGCUGACAGCAGUCAACUGACGCUCUCAGCCAAUGAGCUUAGGACCGCUAACAGAAGCUCUUUGCCGGAGCUUCCUGCUCUCAGUGGAAGAAAAGACUGGCUCCUGAUGGACCACAAUGAUGUAUUAAAUUUUCUAUUGAAUUUUAUUUUUACUAUAAUUCAAAACCACAACAGUUACUAAAUAAAAUUUGUAGACAUGACAAUAUAAAUGCAUUUGUAAAAAAAAAAAUAAUUGUAAAAUUUGUUUAACUGUCCAACUUUUUGGUUUUCAGAGACUACGUGAGGGUGUUUAUCGGGACAUUGAAAGACAGAAUCGUAAACAGGAAAACCUCCGCCUCUUAGAGGAACAGAUUAAUUUGACCAGACAGCUUGAGGCUCAACGUGACAAAAUGAUCUUAAUUGAAAGGCCGAACAAAUCUUAAAAAUUACAGAAGCUGGGAUGUUAAAAAAAUUCAACAUUAUUGCAAAUGUUUACCUAAGUUUCAACAUCAUCCAACCUUUUAUUUUUAUAUGUAUAUAUAUUUUUUUCAGUUCAUUUCUCUUCAUUUAAGGAACUUUGCAUAUUGGACAACUGCACCAUAAUCUUUAGUUCAAUGCUAUACUAGAUUUGACUCUAGAGCAUGCUCAUGGUCUCUUAGAGUCUAAUGUUGUAAACUGCUAGGUACAUUGAUAUUGGUUUCUUGAAGGACUAGUUGGUAUUUUUCUGUGUGAGAUGGAUGCCCAUAUGACUCAUGUUGAUGAUGAUGCCACAAGGACGUCCACCUCUGAAGGCUUGGAAGAGGGAGAGGUGGAAGGAGAGACACUCUUAUUAGUGGAAUCAGAAGACCAAGCAUCUAUUGAUCUGUCUCAUGAUCAGAGUGGUGACUCCUUAAACAGUGAUGUUGGUGAUGAGGUGGACUCGCCAUGGUUGGAAGAAAUGCCAUUUUAUUGUGAGAAAUGUCAAAAAUGGAUUCCAGCAAGUAAGUACUUUGUAGCCUGUAAGGAAUACAUAUUCCAUAUAGUUGUUUCCAUGCUGGUAAAUUUGUGAAAGUAGGGGCUCGCUAAUGUGCAUGCACAGCUUUUCCUCAACCAUGGUUCAAGAUUUUCACUAGCCAUUGGCAAGGGAAAAUUUAGACCUGAAGAGUGCUGUGGCUUCCAAUGGUGAGUAGUUUUUAAAGCAACACUAGAAGCAACCAUACAACUUUAGCUUAAUGAAGUGGUUUUAGUAUAUAGAUCAGAGCUCCUCAAACUCCGGGCCCCCAGAUGUUGCUGAACUACAACUCCCAUGAUUCUUUGAAUUACAUAGAUAGCCAGAGAAUCAUGGGAGUUGUAGUUCAGCAACAUCUGGGGGGCCGGAGUUUGAGGACCCCUGAUAUAGAUCAUGUACCUGCAGUUUCACUACUCAAAUCUGACAGUUAAAUUACUUUGUUUAUGCAGCCUUAGUCACACCUCCCCUGCAUGUGAAAUGCACAGUCUCCCUACAUAUUUCCUGUAGAGAGGAAUCUAAUCUUAAAUUAUAUGUUCCUUUAUCGAACAUUCUAUUUAAUUUAGAAUAUGUGAUCUCCUUCCGAAAGCCCUAUUAACACUGCAGGAAAUACAAACUUAUAAAAUAGAUGCUGUGAUUGAGAAUUAAACUUUUUUUAUUUUUACUUUUUUAAAUUUAUUUUUUUAUGCAGGCUGUAUGAGUCAAAGCCAGAGGAGGUGUGGCUAGGACUGUAUAAACAGAAACAAAACCACUCCUAUAUGGCAGAUAAUUGGGCAGUGAUACUCCAGGGGCAUGAUCUAUACACUAAAACUGCUUCUAUAAGCUAAGUUAUUUUGAUGCUUAGAGUAUUCAUUUAAGACUGGUUAGUAGCAAGUGACCAUUUUAACCCCUUAUUACAAUGAAUCUGAUUUGAACACGAAUUACGUACAUGAGGUUCAGGCUUAUAUCUCUUGAAAAAGAACUGCCUUGGUUUCUGUAAAACAAUAUGAACGAUGAAAGUCAUCUACACAUCAUCACAUUAUCUCAAGGGUCCUUAGUGAUGGCUGUGUAUGUCUUUUUGCUGAUGAUACUAAGAUAUGUAACAGGGUUGAUGUUCCUGGAGGGAUAAGCCAAAUGGCAAAUGAUUUAGGUAAACUAGAAAAAUGGCCAGAUUUGUGGCAACUGACAUUUAAUGUGGAUAAGUGCAAGAUAAUGCAUCUUGGAUGUAAAAACCCAAGGGCAGAGUACGGAAUAUUUGAUAGAGUCCUAACCUCAACAUAUGAAGAAAGGGAUUUAGGGUGAUUAUUUCUGAUGACUUAAAGGUAGGCAGACAAUGUAAUAGAGCAGCAGGAAAUGCUAGCAGAAUGCUUGGUUGUAUAGUGAGAGGUAUUAGCAGUAGAAAGAGGGAAGUGCUCAUGCCAUUGUACAGAACACUGGUGAGACCUCACUUGGAGUAUUGUACACAGUACUGGAGACCGUAUCUUCAGAAGGAUAUUGAUACUUUGGAGAGACCUCAGAGAAGGCCUACUAAACUGGUUCAUGGAUUGCAGGAUAAAACUUACAAGGAAAGGUUAAAGGAUCUUAACAUGUAUAGCUUGGAGGAAAGAUGAGACGGGGGAUAUGAUAGAAACAUUUAAAUACAUAAAGGGAAUCAACACAGUGAAGGAGGAGACUAUAUUUAAAAGAAGAAAAACUACCACAACAAGAGGACAUAGUCUUAAAUAAGAGGGGCAAAUGUUUAUAAAUAUCAGGAAGUAUUACUUUACUGAGAGGGUAGUGGAUGCAUGGAAUAGUCUUCCAGCUGAAGUGGUAGAGGUUAAUACAGUAAAGGGGUUUAACCCCUUAAGGACACAUGACAUGUGUGACAUGUCAUGAUUCCUUUUUAUUCCAGAAGUUUGGUCCUUAAGGGGUUAAGCAUAUGUGGGACAGGCAUAAGGCUAUCCUAACUAUAAGAUAAGGCCAGGGACUAAUGAAAGUAUUUAGAAAAUUGGGCAGACUAGAUGGGCUAAAUGGUUCUUAUCUGCUGUCACAUUCUAUGUUUCUAUGUAAUUUUCAUAUGUUAAAGUGGCCGACUUUUAUUCUGCAGUACAUUUUUGUUUGGGUAAAUUGGUUUUAAAAAGCAGACAUCAAGGCGUGAAUGAUGCGGUCAACUUUUGGUAGGUAUACAAAUGUAGAAUUUUUAAGUUUUACUUUGCUGAAACGUGUUUCCUCCUUAUUAAAUGUGGCUGGCACAGUGGGGCAUAUAUUAAUUUCAAACUGAAUUGCUGGAACCUGGUGGUUUGAAGGAUUAGCCAGAGUUUAAUAUCUGCAUUCAAGAGUUCUAUUGGUCUAUAGCUUCCGCAGAAUUCUUGGUUCUUCCCCUCUUUUGGUAGUUAGUGAUGUGAGCGGCUAUAGAGUCCACCUGGUGUAAGAUUAAGAGCCUUUGUGAAUUUAGGAAUCAAAGUUGCUCCGAAUGUCUUAUAGUAGCCUAAUGUUAGGCCCUGGUGCCCUACCUGUGUGUGUGCGCAUUUUAUCAACCCCAGUAUUUUAUAUUUCCAUUAAAUGUACCAAAAUUAAACACUUUUGAGCCUCUCAUAAAGUUAAUGUCAAUAUUCCCGAUGUCUCGUUAAGAGUCUAGGGCUUGUGUGGUCUGAGUAAGGACACCAGCAUCUUGCAAAAGUGUUUCAUUAAGUUUCCACGACUACUCCUUUAGGCUUAUAAAGGGGAGUCUAGUACUAGCUGAAUCUGACUGUGGUCCGACCAUAUAGUGGUAUAAAUCUGCCAAUUGGAGGUUUGGGAGUUGCUCUUGUUGAACAAACAGUCGAUCCGGGUGUAGUGUUCAUGGAGGACCAAGUAGUGAGUAUAGUCCCAACAAUCUGGUGUAACGGUAGUCACCAUUACCAUGAUCAUAAGAAAGAAACUUUAUAUAAGUCCCCGGAUUAUACUUAUGUUCUAGUCCCUACAAGUAUGUUAAUAUCAUAAAUAUGUUCCUGUAUUUUUCCCCAUUUGAUUUGGUUAUUUGUAUUCAAGUUUGUAACCGUAAGUUUGAUGUAAUGCACAUAUGGGCUGAUCCUGAGUUAAAAUAAAGCAUUGUGUUAGUUCCAUUUGGGAACUGUGUGUCCUGGUUGGUUUAUUCAGAGAUCCCAGUAACAGUCUUGUGACCUCUUGGCUAUCUGCUUUGGUCCCUUAUUCCUGGGACAAGUUAAAAAGAGCUGGGCUUGAGAGGCAAGUAGCUGGUCACAGUGUAGACAAAGGAAUGGAUACCUGCCUGGGAGAGGAGCUGAAGAGGCAAAAGCAGGAUUAAUAAUACUUGCAUGGAAAGAGAGAACUACAGCUUGGUCCAGGGUGGAAAAAAGUCCCCAGUCAAGCUUUGGCAACGGGUGCUGAAGCGUUCCACAAUCCCUGAUAGCAGCUAGGUAGGACGACGGAGGUACUCAGUCGGAGUACAGGAGCUCCGUACACCUGGGUUCAACACUCUAUAACUAUUCACAAAGUGCAUGGCCCUUAAAACCUCUAUCAUUCUAACACCUAAUUGAGGUACACACUAUGGUGCACCAAAGAAUCUAAGAGGUACUUUGAAAACUCUUAUCAGGGUGCAUAUUGCAAUGUUCUGUAACAGUACGCUUGAGGAAGAUGUACCUGCCCUCUGGUUCCCAGAUGCACACCUCCUGAAAGUCCAGGUGUGUAGACAUAAGUACCGCCACCCCUGCCCUUUUGGGUUGUUUUUGCAAAGGAGCAUAAUGGAAAGGAAUUAUCUUGCAGAGUAGGUGUUAAAACUUCCUUAAAAUUUGUUUCCUGAAGAAAUGGUACCUUUUGCUUUGUUUGAAUGGUAUAGUACUGCGCUAUCUGUAAACAAGCUGCCUCUGGGCUGCUCCACUCACCUGUGUAAUUUUCUACUUUUACUUUGUUGAUAAAGUUCUCAUAGUAAUGUAGAUCUGAAUUCUGUAAUAUUUCAACUGGCAGUUGAGGGAGAGGAUACCCAAGGCGUCCUACCAGCAUGCCAUGUUGCUGCGACCCCCGGUAGUGGGACCCCUGUUCUUUACACACCACCUCCUAUGCUACUCUACUCGCUGUUAAGCAUCGGGAAUGUGAGGGUGGAAUGUUCUCCUGAUGCCUCCAAAGAGAUGGAAGACGAGGGCUCCAUUUUUUUGCUAUGCGCUCUGUCUCAGAGACCUGCUGAUGUGCUUAAAGAAUUGUCCUUCGGGCCAGACCCCUAGGGUCUUCUGUCUCUGCUUUCAAAUGCUGCCUACAGGGCUUCAGUAAGCAGAGCUUCUCUUUGAGGUUGCCAGCUUGCUCUGUGUCCAGGCCAUGCCCCCACAACUAUUUAUUUAUUAAAAUUAUUUUUCUACUUUCUGCUUUUAUUUUUAAAUGACAUAAAUAUAAUGCAUCCAAACAGGAGAGUAUUGCAAAUUUAAGGUAUUUGUCACAUUCAAUAUAUUCUGUACCCCAAGUCUAGGGUUUAGCACCAUUUUUAAAGCAACAGUAUACAAGCUUCGAUAGGCAUAUUGCAUAGUGUAGGUACAACAAAAUAAACCAUGGUAAUUCAGUAUAUGGCUGGGUGGAGACAUAAAAUAGAUCAACAGGCUAAGUAGUUACAUCAAACUGUUGAUUGGGACAUAUAUCAAGCAAGAGUUGUAAGUUUGGAUUUUUGACAUGUCAUGUACAGUCGAGUAGUGGUGCUACAUAACAACCUUUGUAGUCAUAGUGGGUCGGACUUUGAGGUCCCCCAAUGUCACCGUAAACCCGCAUUACAAGGUAUGCAUAGGGUUAAAGGACCACUAUAAUGCCAGGAAAACAUACUCGUUUUCCUGGCACUAUAGUGCCCUGAGGGUGCCCCCACCCUCAGGGACCCCCUCCCGCCGGGCUCUGGAGAGAGGAAGGGGUUAAACACUUACCUUUCUCCAGCGGGGCGGGGAGCUGUACCCUCCCUCUCUCUCCGCUCGCUUGAAUGCGCGAUGCGAUGGGACCGAUUCAUUCAUCGCCGUCGCAUAGGAUAGGAAAUACUUUACUGCUUUCCUAUGGACGCUAUGCUUUCUCACUGUGAUUUUCACAGUGAGAGAAGCAUAGCGCCUCUAGCGGCUGUCAUUGAGACAGCCACUAGAGGCUCUGGAGGCUGGAUUAACCCUCAGUAUAAACAUAGCAGUUUCUCUGAAACUGCUAUGUUUAUAAAAAAAAAAGGGUUAAUCCUAGAGGGACUUGGCACCCAGACCACUUCAUAAAGCUGAAGUGGUCUGGGUGCCUAGAGUGGUCCUUUAAUAAAACAAGAGAAAAUAACAGGAAAAAACACAUCAGUUUUGAAUGUGAGCAUAUAACUUGUGAGAUAUGUUAGCUUGUGUUCAUUCAGCCGAUCCCUAGGCUCGGGAAAUGCAUAGUUGUUGUAAGGAGGCUACUGGAGAUACAGGCAUAGCGGGAGUAAGACCAGGCAUCCUUUCAGCCUCAGGUCCAAAUUGAGGCUGGCAUCUGCAUGCCACAGACUCAGUCUUAAGAAGUCCAUGUCCUUACCCAUUUGUGGGGGGGCAGAAGGCUUUGGUGAUACUGUAUCGCCGACAGCGGAUAGCCCUUUGUCUGCAUGGGCGAUGCUUCAGGGUCUUGCCCUUGGUGGCCUUCGGCCUAGAUAGGCAUGUAGAAGAGUGAACAGUAUUCAUAGGAUAAGAUUUGCCUGUAGGAGGAUCACUGGCCCCCUAUUCUACCUAUCCGAUUGUCCAAUGUUGCCCAGAAGCAGGUGAAGAUUUCAUCCAGUUUAUUUAGAGACCGCUCUAAUGAGUAAUGGAGAGCGCCCUCAGGCUGUAUAGGUGAGUUGUUAGGAAAUGUUACGUACGCCAUCUUAGAGUGAGCCUCCGUGUUCAGGUGAAAGCUUCAGCAGGUCUCCGGGAUUAGUGCAGUUAUGCGACACAGGGGCACCACGAGCUGUUGUAGCACAGACCAGGAUAACCCCCACCGGUCCAAGGGGGGUGGACACAGGACUCAGCCGCAAUUCAUCCCGCAGGAUCCCAUCGGAGAGGUAGGCCACACUAGGCCUCAAGAUAGACAGUACGGAGCACCGCCGCAACAAGCUAACGUAAACUUCACUGGUACAAGCACCUUUAGGGAUCCUGUCCCAUCUCAUCUUAUCAGAUCUUUCUCCCCCUGUCUUGUGCCUUCCUUAGAACACAUCUUCAACUGCUCUCUCUCUCUUCUGGAGUUGUCCCUGCUGACCUUAAACAUGCCACUGUAGCAUUAGGGUGAGGUAUUAGAUUCUAAAAGUUAUCCAGGAGUAAUAUAGGAUAUAUACCUAAUUUGAUAAAACCUAUGUGAAUUGGUUUGUAAAUCAAUAUUCUUUAAAGAUCAAUACUCAUAAAAAAAAUCAAUGCUUAUCUACAUUAGCAUUCACAAUUAUUAUGCCAUUUGGUAACCUUAUUUGGUAUGAAGUAUUAAAAGUUCUGGUCAAUAGAAUAAAUCUAGUGUUAUAAAAAGAGUCGUUUUAAAGUCCACAAUAGUUGCAACUUGUAUAAUAUUUACUGGAUAAAAAUUGUAUAAAUAGUCCUUUCAAAUGUUAGCUGAUAGCAGUUAUCUUCAGUUACUAUGUAAACUGGGGUAUAUCUGCUAAACAAGCGUUUUGAUAUAGAACAUAAUCAAUAGAAUUCUUCUUCAGAUGAUGUUUCUUUAUGAUUUGUACACUGCUUUCAUCUGUAAAAAAUACUUAAAGAUCAUAUAUGGGGAUCUCAAGUGUUAAAAUAUCCUCAAUCUAUGGGAAGAUAAACCAGAAACCCAUAGUGUUUUCUGUAUAAAAGAAUUUUAUUUCAAGGUAAAUAUUAAAAUCGCACUCACAGUCUGUACCAAGAGGGUAUGGAAACGCUGUUGGUGGUUAGGGGUAGUGUGGUAUGGGUCCUGCAGUCCGGCCGGUUGGUUAAGAGACACUGCCUGGAGCCACAUAGGUUUUAUCAAAUUAUGUAUAUAUCCUAUAUUACUCCUGGAUAACUAUUAGAAUCUAUCUAAUACCUCACCCUAAUCUUGCAAUUUGGGGUUACCUGGUGGGAACCCUAUCUUGUCCUGUCAGAGUAAUAUCUCUACCCACACUAUUUGCCCAUAUUUGUGUGACUCUUAUCUCUACUAUUACUGUUAAUGCCUAUCCUGAAAAAAAACAUCUCUUGACCCUGUCUCGGUUGGAGUCCCCCAGAGCUCUGUACUUCGUCCCCUUCUAUUUUCUUUUUAUACUGCCUCUCUUGGCAAAUGUAUUACCUAAUUUGGAUUCCUCUACCACCUGUACGCUGAUGACACCCAGAUAUAUCUCUCCUCCCCAGAGCUCUCCUGCCGUACUGCAACGUGUCACUGCUUGCCUUUCUUCCAUCUCUGACUGGAUGUCCUCCUGCUUUCUGAAACUCAGUCUUUCUAAAACUGAGCUCCUUGUCUUUCCUCCUCCUAAUACUAAUCCUCCUCUUUCACUCUCCCUUCAAGUUAGUGGUAUCCACAAGUCCAUCCUUGCAAGCUCACUGUCUUGACGUUAAACUUGAUUCUGGCUUCACCUUUGAGCCUCACAUCCAGUAUGUGGCCAAAUCCUGUAGAUUCCAUCUAAAAAACAUAGCCCGUAUCUGCCCCUUUUGUAAAGGUCCACUAUAGGCACCCAGACCACUUCAGCUCAAUGAAGUGGUCUUGGUGCAAGGUCCCUCUAGUUUUAACCCUCCAACUGAAAACAUAGCAGUUUCAGAGAAACUAUGUUUACACUGAGGGUUAAUCCAGCCUCUAGUGGCUGUCUCCCUAACAGCCACUAGAGGCCGCUUCUUCGAUUCUCACUGUGAAAAUCACAGUGAGAAGACGAUGGACGUACAUAGGAAAGCAUUUAGUAAUGUUUUCCUAUGGGAGGUUUGAAUGCGCGCGCGGCUCUUGCCAUGCAUGCGCAUUCGGCGCUGACGUUGACAGGAGGAGGAGGAGGAGAGGUCACCAGCAUCGAUGGAGCCCGGUGCUGGAGAAAGGAAAGUGGCUGAAGGGGUUUUAGCCCCUUCAGCCCAGCGGGAGGAGGGCCCUGAGGGUGGGGGGGGGACCUAAUAACCCUAUAGUGCCAGGAAAACGAGUUUGUUUUCUUGGCACUAUAGUGGUCCUUUAAGCAAGAUGCUACCAAGGAGCUUGUCUAUGCUCUAGUAAUUUCCCGCUUAGAUUAUUGUAACCCUUUCCUAAUUGGUCUAACCAAAAGUCAUAUUGCCCCGCUACAGUCUAAUGAAUGCUGCCACCAGACUAAUUUUCCUCUCUAGUCGGUCCUCUCACCCCUCUGCCAGUCCUUAUAUUUGCUUCCUGUACCCUAUAGGAGUCAAUUAAAGGGCUAACCCAUAUCUAUAAAGCACUGAACAAUUCUAGCCCCUCUUAUAUCUCUUCACAGAUCUAUAAGUAUGCCCCUUCUCGGUCUCUCCGCUCUGCCUGUGACCUUCUCCAAUCCGCUGCUCGCACCCCUAUGGCCAACUCACGCUUGCAGGACUUCUCGCGGGCGACUCCCUUCCUAUGGAAUAGCCUGCCUACCGCCAUCAGACUCUGCCUUAGUCUUCAAUCAAUUAAGAAGUCCCUUAAAACCUAUCUCUUUAGGAAAGCUUAUGGCAGGGGUGGGGGCCGGAUAGUGUUUUUUUUCUUUUUUUUUUUUUUUUUUUACAGUGACAUGCCCCUACUUGUUGUAUAGCGUGUAGGAGCAUUUGGGAGAUUUUAAGUGAGGGAGGACAUGGGGGGCUUAUGAAGUGGUGGGGAGCACUGCUCCCUGCCGCUUAUAUUUUUACAUAUUACAAGGAGGGAGCUGCACGCUGGUAGCUCCCUCCUUGUAAUAAACUAAACGAACACUGAUGCUCAGUGUUUUUGUUCGUCUGAAAUAUCCAUUCAUUCAUUCGUCUUUCUGACGAAUGAAUGAAUAGAUGAAAUUCCCAUUCGCAUACCCAAGUGUUUCACUGGGCAUGUGCGGGAAUCUCCGUGCUAUCUAUUGUGGGCAGAUGACGUGUCCCGCAGGGACUUCCUCUACCCACACAAAGAUGGCGGCGCCCUGAAUAUAGAUUGGGGCAGAAAAUAAAGAUUAAAAAUAGGUAAUAUGGGGUGCUUAGGGGCAUUUGGGGGUGACUAGGGCGCCAGAUGUAGUGGAGGCGGGAGGGGGGUUAAAAAAAUAAAAGAUUCGGCCAUGACAGUGCCGCUUUAAGUUCUUUCAGCUUUUGCAAUGUCAUUAUUUUAAUAUGUUCUGUUUUUCAGAUACAAGUGUCAUUGUAGACAGUCAAUUAUUAUAUUCUGUAGUAAUAUCAGAGGGAAUUGGGGUCACAUCUGAAACAUUCAGUUUACAGGAAUGGUGCUGCCUUAAAGACCAAAAUGCAUACAUAAUACAGAUUAAGGAAAACCACACACAUAAAAUAGAUUUUUACAUUUUAUUAGGUUACUUAAAAUCACCUAUCUCAACAAACAAAUAUGGGGAUUCAGUUACACUAUAUGGCCAUAUUGUGUUAAACCCACCGCUACUUCACAGUACAACAAUAUCGGUGGGUCCUACAUGAAUUCCAAUGUUGGAGACAAAUAUUGCUAAAUAAGAUAAUGUAUAUUUAAAUAAUCUGUUGUUAGAGCAUUGUGAAUAUAUAUAUAUAUAUAUAUAUAUAUAUUGCAAAAUUAAUGUGACAAACAUAAUUUAAAAAAAAUGGAAUGUCAUAACUAAAUAAAGUGAUUGUGCUUUUAUGUAUAUACUACCAAUGCAUGUCAUAUAUUUGCUCUAUACCAACUGAAAAUUAGAAUUAAAGUAAUAUUACUACCCAAAAUCUCCCCAAAUUUAUAUCUUCCUAUGGUCCACCUCCAAAGGGACACCUGAAUCUGGGGCCAUAUGGUGAACGUGAAUCCUCAUAUUUGUUUGCUGUUAUAGGGGAUUUUAAAUAGGAUUAUACAAUUUUAAAUUGUAUUUUUACAUGUGCGAUGAUUCUAAAACAGUGAGAAGAUAGGAAUAUGGACCUUAUUGGCUAGUAUGGCAACAAUGACCACUAAUUUCUUAGGCCCAAUAACUCUAUCACUUUCGGGCCAGUAUGUGGCCACGAUAUAUCUAGGCCAAUUGCAUGUUAAUUGGACAAAACUUAAAAAGUAGACUGCAAUAGUAGAAAAUGCUCUAUUCGUUAGUACUGAUUAAACAUGUUGUGCUUCCUGCUGUCCCAAUAGUUAUAGUUUAGGUAUUUAAAAGUGUUGAAUUUAUUCUGUCCUUUUCCCUCAGACUGUCAUUACUUAUCUAUACAAUGUGUUUCUUGUUUAAAAAGAUAUGUUUGUAAUGUUUAUUUCCCUUAAACAUUUAGUAUUUAUAUCCUUCUGAACCUGCUAAAAACUGUUACCUUGUGUUGCUCUGACACAUAACAAAUGCCUGAUUGUUAGAAGUCCCUUAAUUUGUAAAUGCAUCUUAAACAAUUGCAAUAAACCUUGUCACACUGUGGUGGCAUUUUAAUUAUUUUUCACGCAUGUUCUAAACAAAUACAAUCUUUGUGUUUUCAGUCCAGCUCAGAGGAGAUCAACCAAGUUAUUUGAAAGGCGAUAACUUUUUCAAAUUCAUGUGCUCUGCCUGUUCAGAAGAUGGCAAAGAACAGUUUGAGCGGUUAAAAUUAACCUGGCAGCAGGUAAGCAGCAGAAUACCGAUAUGUAUGUACAUAAACGCUACGGAAUCUGUUGGCGCUAUAUAAAUGGCAAUAAUAAUAAUGCUAUCUCUGUCUUAACUGAUUUGCACCUCAACUCCUUUGUCCUGUCUCCAAAUCAUUAUUAGAUUUAUUUAACGUAACUGCUGUAAAUCGUCAAUGCCCUUUUUUGCCGGUCCCUCCACUGAACCCCAUCAACAGCUUACAGGAUUAUUCACUGAAGUGAGCGUUCUGAGUGGAUUCAAAGUGAAUUUCAAAUUUAAGGUCAAUACAGCCUAACUGGGAAAAUUCUCUGUCAGCUAUGCUUUUAGUUCAGCUAUUCUGGUCUCAAGUUUGAAAUUCACUUUGAAUUCUCAACCUAAGCUGUCUCUUUGUGUGCGUGACUUUAUUUUAUAUGUCCUCCAUUAUCACAUCUCCGAUGCUGCGCCUAUCCGGUGGUAGCCCCUUCCUCACUCUGACAAGCCCCUUCCACGGAUUCCAUUGUUUUAAAUACUCUCUAAAAACUCACCUGUCCAGUGAAACGUGUCACUUAGCUGCAAUGCAAAUCACAAGUACAUUUUCCUAGUUGGCUUCUUCUUUAUACAUUUAGUUUCUUAUAUGAAUCUCCCUUCACAAAUGUAUCUUUCUCUUCAGUGCAGUCACAUAACCUGCCCCGCUUCCACUAAACUUGUAAAAUCGUGUAGUUUUCCUCUUCAGCUGAGUUCCAUAACUUUGGUGUGCUUUUAGAGCGUUCUUUUCUACUUUUAAAAAAUUCUCAUGUGGUUGAUGUUAAUAAUACAUUUUGUGUUAAGGAGCAUCUUAGAUUCCCAUGCCUGAUAGAUUCUGGUUCAGAUCAGAUCAAAUCUUCCUCUGAUAUCUGGUUCAAGACAGGCAAACUUGUAGCUGCAUCAGGUUUUGAGAGUCUCUGCACUGAUAAACAACUGUCCUGUUUUAGGUUGUCAUGCUGGCUAUGUACAAUCUGUCUCUGGAAGGAACGGGUCGAAUGGGUUACUUUCGAUGGAAGGAAGACAUUUGUUCUUUCAUUGAGAAACACUGGACGUUUCUUCUGGGAAGUCGGUAAGUCUAAGAUGGACCUUAAUGUGGAAACUCACAUCAUUCUCUCUUUAACCUUCUCGGUCCUGACUGGAUGUUAAACACCUUUCUUAUGCAAUCUCAUCUGACUCUCAUAGGGUCAAUCUAUGAUAGAUAAUUCUAUUCCAGUCUUUUUAAUCCUCUGAUUUGGUAUCCAUCCUACCUUAAAGGGACACUAUAGUCACCCAGUCCGCUUCAUCUCAUUUAAGUGGUCUGGAUGCAGUGUCCCUGUUCCCCUUAGUCCUGCAAUGUUAACCAUUGCAGCUUUAAAUAAACUUCAAUAAUUACUUUGCUAAGACUACCUCUAAUGACUACCUAUUCUCCCCUUCCCUCCCCACCCAUGGGUGACACAUGGAGGCUAAAUAAAAUCGGUGAUUUCCCCGCCCCCCACCCCCUGUUUAAAUUUUUUUUAUUUAGGGCUACCACCCACCGCUCAUGGGUGGGAAACGGGGCGGCGGGGAGGACGAAAGGUAUCCCCUCACUGUUCAGUGCUGCUCACUGUUUAGUAUACAUUCCCCUACUCGCGGCAUAGUGAGUAGGGGCAUUCGGGAGAUUUUAAUCUCCCUUAUGCCAAGUCAUAUUGACCCCCAUAGAGUGAGGACGGACAUGGGGGGGCUUAGGAAGUGGCAGUGGGCACUGCUCCCUGCUGCUUCUAUUUUUACAUAUUACAAGGACGGAGCUGUAAUAAACCGAAUGAAGAGAUCUCCCUCCUUGUAAUAAACUGAACAAACAAAGAGGAAUAAACCGAACGAACGAAGAGAAAAUUAGUUUGAAAUUUCUUUUCAUUUAUUCGUUUUUCUGACGAAUUAAUGAAUAGAUUAAAUUCCCGUUCGCAUGCCCAAGUGUUUAACUGGGCAUGCGCAGGAAUUUCACCACACUAUCUAGUGUGGGCAGAUGACGUGUCCAACAGGGACUUCGUCUACCCACACAAAGAUAGGUCCGGGCAGAAAAUAAGGGGCAUUUGGGGUCACUAGGGGGACAAUUAGAUGUAGUGGAGUUGGGAAGGGUUUUUUUUUAAAGGGGGGGGUUUCAGCCAUGACAGUGCCGCUUUAAGUAUCAGUUGAUCAGGUAACUGUAGAAUCCCAAUGUGUCUGCUCAGCCAGAUAAAGAGGUUAAAUUUUCUCAAAUAAAUCAAUAUACAUAAUUUAUAAAAUAUCAAGUCUUGAAUAUAUUUAAUAAGCUUUAAAAACAAAACAAAAAAAACCCUUUCUAUUUUAACUGUACCCUCAUCAACUGCUGGUUUGAGCUUUGUGGAAAACGAACAAGUAAACUACAAUUCACAGAAACCCAACUGCUUAUCAUUUAGUACAGUAUAAUUGUUAAAUGAAGUGCACAUUUAAGUAUGAUGCCAUAACUUAAUAUGGAUUUGUGUGCAGAGUUUUUCCCUCCAGCUUUAGUGAGAGACUACCGAUUGGCUUAUGUUUUCUCAUAGACAGAUGAGUCUCUCGUAAGAGAUCACACAGUGACAAGAGACCUGUUCAGUGAAUUAUAUACAUACUGCAUUGGAAAAUGCUUGGUAGAAUUCACAGUAUAUCCUCUUUACUGUGAAUUUUUUUUCUUAGUUGUACCUGUAGAUGGGCUGCUAAGUUUCAGCACUACGGCAACACAUCUGUUGAUUUAUAUUGUUCAUAAAUAGUAGCCCUGCUUUACUCUACGGCCAUGCAAUAUCACUGUUGCACUUCUUCGUUCUGAAAGUGUAGAUCAUGAAACGAUAGACUGGAUCCUCUAUGACCAUCAGUGUUAAAAAAUAUUGUGUGUAUUGCAUGAGCAGACAAAUUAUUUUACUGCUAGGGAUACAGUGCGGAUAUUGGAAGGUAAUUAUAAAAUUCAAAGCUAAAAUUGCUGGCAGAAACAUUUUUAACUCCAUCAAAGUAAAUUUUUCUCAUUGUUUUACCCUUCUCUUGCGUUAAGGAACAUGUCAUCCAUAGAAUAUUCGUACCAAAUUAGAUAUUCUUUACUCUAUUACUUUAGGGUUUGUUUAGUUAUUUGUAAAAAAAAUUUGUUACUGCUCAACUUUUUGUUCACAUGCUCCUUCAAUUCAGGUUGCAGAAGAGUUUUUAAACUGUGUAAUGCCAUCUAUGUGUCUAUAACUAGGUCUAAAGCUUGAAUAUUAAUUGCUUUGUUCAAUGACCUCCAUCUGUCAUUGGUUAUUUCCUUCUCUUUCGCUCAGGAAGAAGACAUCUACUUGGUGGAGCACCGUGGCAGGGUGCCUGUCUGUAGGCAGUCCCUUGUUCUUCCGGUCUGGAGCUCAAGAAUUUGGGGAGCCAGGAUGGUGGAAGCUUGUCCACAAUAAACCCCCUAUUCUGAAACCUGAUGGAGAAAAGUACGUCACAACGGCUCAGAAGACAAAAGGUACAGUCAUUUCUUGGUACUAAGACGAUAAAGUCCAAAGGAUAUAAUCUUUGUUUUAGUGAACACCCUGUAUGGUAAGCUCUCUUGGGUAUCAUUCAUAUGUGAACAGGAACCUUUUCGGAAUUCUUGGCUCUUUCUAGUACAUCUUUUAACUGUUCUGUUAGUAUUCGUAGGUUUUCAUGUCUGCCUGCAAGUAGAGCAGUCUAAAUAUGAGAAGAGAUUGUUGGAAGUACAACCUAGAUUUGGCAACACUGUGUUAAUGCAGCCUGCUUAGUAAAGAGCACGAGCAGUGUGUGCCAUUCUAGCUUGAAGCAGAUAUUAAAACCUAAUAGCCAUGGCAGAUGAAUGGGGAAGGACUCCUAUACAAUUCUGCAUAAUAUUGAAGAUGAUUCUUUUAAUUUCAACUUGUGUAUUCCAUCCUAUGAACCGUAACAUCUCGAGUAGACAUUGUUUUGUGUUCAUAGCUGCAAGAAAUGAUUCAGGUUGGGUUUGCAUACCAACUACCAUUUUUUUUUUUGCUUUGUAAAAAAUCUUUGGUCUGUCUGCUGACUCUUGUAGCCACACCUUCUGGUACUGACUUGGUAUCACCUUCUUGUCCCUAAUUAAGACUAAUCGCUUUACUAAUAGAUUAAAAAGUCACAAUUUUGCAUCCAAGUCUCCCUGCUUGCACUUACAGGAAUAUAAACACCCAAGGUGAGCCCAGUUUGUUUCAGGCUUAUUUUUUUGUUUAAUGAGAUUUUUAUAUAAUAAAAGCAGUGCUUUAGUUUCUAUCUCCUAUUUGCUGCUGUGGACAACAUGGGUACGACUUCGGUAACACAAUGUAACAAUUAUAGUAAAUUUCACACAAAAUAGACCAAACAAUCUUUGUUCUUGGAGCACUUAGGAUCAGGUUGUAUAAAGGUGAGUUUUCAUUUCCUGUAUUCCAACAAUCAGGGUGUCCACAUAGUGGGGUCUUCAAUUAGCACCUAUUUAGCUUUGCUCCUGAAUAUCAGAAACAAAGAAGCUCUAUUUAUAACAAUGUUAGAGAUUUCUGUGACAGGUACAUAAAAGACUGGACAUAAUAAAAUAGUGACUUUGUGUACAGAUUAAAUAAUUCUUUAGAUCACAUUCAGGAUUUAAAAAUAUUUUAGAGCAAAAUGUAUAUUUCACCUAGAUUUCUAGCAUGUUGACAUUUUAAAUGUAUAUAAGGUAGGUUUGAUUUAUUUUAAUAACUGCAGGCACCAAGGUGCCAUAAUGCCCUUUAAAAAAACUUUAGAAAAAUCUACCCUUAUUUUUCUGCAUGCAUUUAUGUUUGCAUCAUAGCACCCAGACAAAAUCUUGCAUCAUAGCACCCAGGAACUUCACUUUUAACCCCUUAAGGACCAAACUUCUGGAAUAAAAGGGAAUCAUGACAUGUCACAUAUAUGUCAUGUGUCCUUAAGGGGUUAAAGUAAAACUGACCACACAGUUUGUGUGAAAAGUUCAUAUUCAAAUAGUUACAGAUGUAGUCUGUAGGGUGGUAAAUUCACCAGCAGGUGAAUAGAUAAAAAAAUAUACCUACCCAAAGUUUGCUUCCUCUACUCACACUAUAAUUCCAUUGAAUGGUAGGAGUGGCCGUUAAUACAUCCACUACCCCCCUAAUGACUCAAUAGGCAUCGCACAAUUCAUGGCUUCUCAUUGCUGUCUUGUCACUUGGAAGGCAGGCAUUUAAUUCAAUGCUCACAGCUUGCCAGCUGCACAGAAGUCCACCGAGAUAAAUCAUUAAGAUUAUGUACAGCUAAUAUAUAUACAAUGCUGGCAGUUUGAUUAGCACGAUUUAUAGAUUAAUUUAUUUUUUAGCCAUAGAGAGAGCAAAUCCAUGUUUAGAUUAAUUUUUAUAAUUAUGGGCACACAACACAUUGUUUCAUAAGAACGCGGUUUUCAAAGUGCCCGACAAGGCUUGUAUUACAUUCAGUCAUGUAGAUGCAUUGUGUCUCCAGUUCCUAUAAAACCCCUUCUGGAGCCUGUCAUCACUGUGGAAGGUCUCCGAAAGAGAGCAAGUCGAAACCCUGUGGAGUCUGCCAUUGAACUGAAGGAGAAAAGAUCACGCACUCAGGAAGCCAAGGACAUAAGAAGAGCUCAGAAAGAGGCUGCAGGCUAUGCCGACCGCAGCACAUCUUCCACUCCUGUGAAGCUUUCCAGUAGACAACGACCUGACUUUAUGCUUGAGAAGGGGGAGAUGAUUGACUUCUCAUCCAUGAGUUCUUCAGACAGGAGUCCUACAACAAGCCCAUCUCCUUCUCCAUCCUUGGACUUUUCUGCUCCAGGUACUCCUGCAUCUCAUUCAGCCACCCCAAGUCUACUUUCGGAGGCUGAUCUCAUCCCUGAUGUCAUGCCACCACAAGCUUUGUUUCAUGGUGAGUAAUGCAGUCCAGUGCUUCCCACACCACAACACUUGAGGUAGCUCAUUUAAAAGUAAUUGUAAAAGUAUCUUACAUCCUAAUACAAUCCUCUUGACUUCCAUUCAGCACAAGGUUUAAGUGCGCAACUCAAGGGCAAUACGUCUACCAUUAACAUCAUGAUCAACUUUUUAUAUGGCAUUAGAUUUUUAGCUCACUUUUGCUAACAUUGCCUUUCUGUGACUGGAUUAGAUGGUUUUAUUGGCAGUGUGUAGCUAAUAUAGAUGUGACCAGGCUGUCUUAGGGUGUUUUUGGGUGCUUUUCCUUCCACUUGUAACCAUGCCCCUCGACAAUGACCUGGGAAACUAGAUCUGUAUCCUAGGUCAUAGAGUUACUUGAUGUGUUGGCAUUAUUGUAAUUACUUACGUUUUAAGCUUAAUAUGAGUCUUCCAUCACACAUUCACUUUCUCCAGGUCAGUAUCGAAAGCUGUGGCUACAAGAAGUACCCAAACAUGAGGGUAUUGUGCUACAAGGGACUUACUGUAAAUCAUGCUGAACUGAUUAGAAUAUUGUUAAUAAAGCAAAGAUGCAAAAUUGCAUUAAUGUUGUUUUUGGUUUCCAGUUUAGGGUUGUGUUAUAAUUCAUUCUGGAAGAUUAACUUUACAUUGUCUAAGUUGUGUUUUCGUGAUGUUGCUUUUACACAGACGAUGAGGACAUGGAUGCAGAUGGUGUCAUUGAUCCAGGGAUUGAAUAUAUACCACCUCAGAAUGUGCCACCAGGUGGAGGUACUAUGGGUCGAAAAAAGGUUAAGACAUCUAUGCAGAUAAAACAAGAGAUAGAAAGUGAAGAGGAACGAGCAGAGCGGAUGGAGUGUGAUUUACUUGAUGAGCCUUCUAUCGAAAGAGGACAUGACAAAAGGAGACCUCUUCCUAUUGAGAAAGAGAACCCCAAAAGCACACAGUAUAAAACUUUAAGUCUGUAUGAAGAGAAGUUGCUUUUGAAACGCCUCGAAGCCUGCCCAAAUGCAGUUGCCGUUACUCCUGAAGCCAGGAGACUGAGGCGCAAGCUGCUUGUACGUAAAGCAAAACGUGAACGAGGAAUGCCUCUCUUUGACUUGGAUCAAGCUGUGAAUGCUGCCCUACUCCUCGUAGGUGGGGUGUAUGGAGCAAGAGAAGGAUCUGUCAGUAGACAGCUGUCCUCUGGUCCGGCAUUUCAGACAUCAAGCCAGGACUUGAGGAUCUUGGACAGGUUCCAGGUAAGGGAUCUCCAAGGUAAAAUCAAUACAGUGACAUUAGAAUUAUAUCUGUUUAAUAAAAAAAAUAAAAACUUCAGCCAUUUAGUUCUAGAAUCGUGAGACUUAUAUUUCGACCUCUAAUACCUCAAACACAAAAUUGGAAAUAUCUGCAGUGUUCGUGAUUGCUGCAUGCAUCCCGUUUCCAUUCGUCAAAAAAAAUGCUGUUUUCUUUAGAUGGUGUUCCUACAUUAAUUUUAAGUUGCAUUCCUGAUUAGAUGAUAGAUAUGUUUUGUUAGUUUUGUUAUUUAGAAGGCAUAUUGGGUAUUUUGUUUAGACGAAAUAAUGCAGUAAAACAUUUAGUGCAGUUAAGACACUAUAUGGUAAGAUUUGUUGGCUGUGUUAAGCUCUGUUAUCAUUAGAAAGGAGGGCAUCCAGGUAAGUAAAGAAGGGCAGGGGAUUUAAGGCCCAAAAGAUUACUGUCCCUCCUUAAAGAGGUAUGUUUCUUCUGUUACGUUUUAGCUAGACUUUUUUUUAAUGCAAUCAUAAGCAAGUGAAAUAGACAGUUGUUCACUAAAGUGUGAAUUGCCAGGAUUUCAAAAUAAGUUCUGAGUAAAUCUCUGCAUUUAUGGCAAAAGAACCAAACUGAAAAUGUACUUGUUGAAAUUGUUUGUUUUUUUAAUUAAAUGUUUUUAUUGAGGUGUUUGCAGAAAAGACAGAGUACAUGGCGUUACUAGGAUCAAAUGACAAAUGUAACAUCAGAAAUACUAGUAACAAAUUAUAACUCUGUUUUUGUUCAUCAUGUAGAGACAAUGUGCUUAAUACAAAACAUAAGAAGUGAGAUUGCAUGGUAUGCUCAGGUAGUCAGAAUAAAGACAACAAAAAAGAAUAGACAAAACACAUGCAGGUGAUGUAAAUCAUAAGCCUAAAGUGGCUUGUAUGACUAUGGAGAAAUGUCCCAGUCGGAGGAGGGUUUGAAGGCAGUACAGUCCAUUCACUGAUCCCUGGUCAACCCAUGCCCUUUAAGGGAACACUGCAGUCCUGCAAGAUAAGUAGCCUUUAUGAGGGAGUCCCAGGAAAAGAUGGGCAUGAAUGAUGACUCAGACUGCUGCACUGACAUCUUUGCCAAAUAGUUGUCAGUUGCCCGGUAGUUAUGAGGUCUAAGUUCUCUUCGGCAAGAGUGAUAUCGAUAUAGGCCCCCAAACUUCCCCCAGCCUACGUUGCUGGAGUUUCCUAGGCUUACACCUCAUUGGUUCACUUUGAGUAGGUUCCCCUUCAUAGGGAAUGAUUGAAUCCCUGCAGAUUACAAGAAUCAGAAAGUAGAGGGAUUGACUGCUUCCCUCUCACCAUUCGGGAGAAGGCCACAAGUCUUUCCCAAGCCAGAUUUGUCAAACGUGAUUGGAACCACAGCUGGGUGAAUUCCACUAGAGCCCACAAGGUUGAAAGGUAGCUUCAGUCACGUAAAAUGCAGACAAUAAGUGUCUGAAAAGGCAGAAUUAAUGGCUUUUUCUUUGGAGCUCUUGGGAUAUGCACCUGAUCAGCAUGGAGGUCAGGGUUCGCUCUCUGAAAUUUUCUCUUUUGGCCUAUAAUUUUGCAUUCACUAUGGAUUCCUUACAAUUCACACUUUAGUAAAUAUAGUGCUAUUUCUCUUACCUAUAAUGGCAUGCAUAUCAAAAUUACAAAUCUGGUGUCACAGUCCAAAUUUUAUGGGCUGCACUUUAGUUGGGUCACAUUCCAAUUUAAAAAAAAAAAUUUAAAGGGACAUUCCAUACUGGACGUGGAUUCCUCACAGACGCACAUUUAAAUUUUUUUAUUUUUUUUUUAUUUUUUAUUGUGGGGUUUGUUUUUUUUCGUCAUGGAAAAUAACAAGCAUGUAGCAAUGAGACUUGCAGGUCUCUGUGGUAAUAGCAUAACAAUACAAUAACCAGAAUCCGUACUAACAGCAUGCCUAUCAAGGCCGGAGCCUGUGUUUAUACUGUGUCCACCUUUCCCCUGGAAGCACAGACGCACAUUUUAACACAUUAAUUAUGCAUUAAGAUAGAACUUUUUAAAUCUGAGGCCUUUCCAGAUUUGUGCUUGAGCACUGCCCACACAAACGAGUGGCUCAGCAAUUCAUUCUGUUCAACGGGAGGUGAACAAAUUCUGUAAACAUCUACCAGGAAAAGCUUUAUAGGAUUUGUAGUUCAGCAUUUCAGAGCAAUUUUAUUAAUCACUUAGGAUGAAUGGAACUAAGCUACAACACAGUUGCUAUUGGCUAAUGACAGCCCUGUUCACAGACCACUGUUUAGUCUCUUUCAUAGUGUACAUGUGUUCUUGCUGGAGUCUAGCACACACAGUUUGUAAAAUGUGUUAAUUGAUACUUUGAUACUGCUUGAAAUAGAUUUAUGAAAUCGGGUUAAAAUUCAUUUCCCCGUAGAACACGCUGCCAUCUACAAAGAGCUUUCGGCAGGCAAAUACUCGUUUCUUGUAUCGCCUGGGGGCAUCGGAAGCCAUGGAAGCAGAUCUCAGCAUUGUCAGCCCGUACACUGCUAGGGUCCUGAAGCCCUAUAUAAGGUAAUUCUAUUUAUUGCACUGCCCUAUAUGCUAUUUAAGAAUGAAUGACAAGAUAGUAAUUAGAUGGGAUUGUGCAUUACUUGUGUCAUAAUACUGUUUCAGACAUCUGCUCUUUAGUGCCUAGAAAUAAAUUAGCUUUUCAGAUUGUUGAUCUCCCCUGCUGAAAGAACGUACCUGCCAAUUCUGAACUGAAUGUGCACAUUCUUUUAUUCAGUUUUGUUUGAAUUAUUUAGCUCUGAAAUAUGCCUGUCACGAGUGCAGCCAAAUGUUGGCACUAAACAAAAGUGUGGAGGAUAUAGCGGACUGCCUACAGAAAAAGCAAAAAGUACAAUAGUGUAAUACGGUAAACAAAGAGUUAUAUGCGCCAGAUAAGAAUGCACUCACGAGAUCAAGGAGUGUUAAGUCGCCUUAGAGUGCCUCCCCUUAGAAUGUUUGGGGGAUGGGGGGGUGUAUCAAAGAUUCCUUCUCAGCUUAUGAUGUCAUCACCAGGGAAUGGAAGACUUGACUGAGGGAAUUUCAAGAAAUAUGCUCUACUUUAUUGUGCAAGGAAAAAAAGUGAAAUAAAAUAUAAACUAGGUCCUAUGUGUUUCGUCUUCACAAAAGACUUCCUCAGGGACCAAUAAAACAAAUACAAUUAUACAAACAAUCCUACAAUGAGGAUAAAAGCAGCAUAUGUAUGUAUUAAACAAUAAGUAAUCUUUCUGACUUACUCACUAGUUUCUAUAAGUCUACAUUGUUUUUGGUUUUAUAUGCUAAAUGUUAGCACCAUAUUACUUAAACAGGGAUAUUAAUCUGAAAUGACUACCUGUAUAUUUGCUGUUAGAACUUCAUAAUUCAUAAUUAAUCAUUAUUCCUCUUAUGGAUAUUCUAUCUGUCUGUUUAUCCGAUCUAUGUUAUACAUAUGGAGGACGCGUUACAAAACACUAACUGUAAUUCUCUGCACAUGAGGCAGAUCUUUGCCUUGUUAGAUAUAAAUCUCUCUACGUAGAAACGGAGAUGCAGUAUAGUGUGUAAUCAGUUAUCGCUUCUCUGCAUUUUGGUCAAGUGUAGUAUCUGUUCUUUUCAGUUUCAUAUAGUAUGUAAUCCGUAAUAUGUUGACAUUUCAAAAAUUUACCUAAUUACCAAUUAUAUAAUGCAUUCAUCCCCAGAAUUAAAGUUUGGCACAGUCAUGCCAAACUCUCCUUUCUCCAAUUGUUUCCUCUUCUCUUCCUCUCUUAGAAUCUGUUAUUCUUUUCUUUCUUUCUGAUCUAGUUUUCUUUAAAACAUUAAACAAAGCAAGGAACUACUUUGUCUUAUGUAUUUUUUCUAUGCUCAACCUUUUUUGACCAAAGGAGGAUCUUAAGUUCACUCCAUUUCCUGUGGUCAAAGAAAUUUUUCCACAAUACUCACCACUCCCCUAUGUUCUUGCAUUGCUUCAUUUGCCGUUCGAACGUCCUGUCAUAUACCGUUUUUUCCCCUAAAAUAAGACUGGGUCUUAUAUAAAUUUUUGCCCUGAAAAACGCACUAGGGUUUAUUUUCGUGGAAUGUCUUCAUUUUGGGGGGAAAACGGUAGCAAGCAUGUGCAAGAAUGCAGGUCUACUUUCAGGGGAAUUCCCCGAACAUAGAUCAGUUCACUAGGGCAUGGAAUCCCGUGAAUCUAUGUUCGCGGAUACUUCCCUUAAACAUAGUUAGCUUACUAGCUCAUGGAAUCCUGCGAAUCUCUGUCAAUAGAAAAUUCCCCAAAAAUAAAUUAGCGAACUAGUGACAUUCACAACUAGGGCUUAUUUUGGGUAGGGCUUAUAUAACACGCAUCCACCGAAAAUAAACCAGGACUUAUUUACAUGGUGUGUUCAAUAAAAACAUGGCAACAUUUCAUUCUUUGUGUGUUAUUAGUUUAAGCAGACUGUGAUUGUCUAUUGUUGUGUCUUAGAUGAUGAUCAGAUCACAUUUUAUGACCAAUUUGUGCAGAAAUCCAUAUCAUUCCAAAGGGUUCACAUACUUUUUCUUGCAACUGUACAUUGUGAACAAGAUUUCAUUACAACAAGGCCCGACAUCAAUUCAUUACAACAGGGCUCGACGAAUCCUAGGCGCCAAGUCGCCAUGGGGACUAAAUAGAGCGCAUGCAUGCCAAAAUGCCACAAUCAUCCAAUCAUAUGCUGUUAUCAGCAUGCCCAGAGUUUUACUCUGUCUGGAAGAGGAAGAGCCUCAAGUUGAUGUCAGGAAGGCAGCCACUAGAGGUGAAUUUAACCUUGCAAUGUAAACAAUGAAGUUACUAGAAAAACUAUUACCGGACCCCUGCACCCAGACCACUUCAUUGAGUUGAAGUGUUCUAUGUCACUAUAAUGUUCGAGGCCAGUGUUAGCAAAUCAACUCUAUCUAGAGAAGAGGACAAGUGCUGUCCCUGGUAUUUAUUUAUAAAGCGCCAACAGAUUCCGCAGCGCUGUACAAUUUGUGGAGAACGUACAGUAUACACAGACAAAUACAAGAGGUAGAGAGAGCUCUGCUCGUAAGCUGGUAUCUAGCCAUUGGAGCUCUUUUAUACAAAGUGCUUGGCUAGAUGGCCCGUGAGCUUACAAUCUAAAGUAUACCAUGGGGAUUUGAGACAAGAGGUAGCAGGGGAGGUUUGGAGGUGAUGGCUAAAAGCGUUAACAGAGAAGCAGCCAUUGGUAAAAUAGGAAGGGAAUGAAGAGGUAAUUGAGUGAGAAUCUCAAACAGCUGGAGGGGGGAGGGGGGGGAGUAGCCAUGUGUUAUAGACUAUUGAAAAGUCUAGCAACCAAAUUCUAUCACCCAAAAUAUUGAUAACUCAGAAACAUUUAAUGACAAUAGUACAAACUGCAUGCACAGAAAAUUACAGUGGCAAACUACAGGUAGAAAUGGUAAAAAAAUCUAUAGUAACACAUGAGAAUAUGGUAGCAAUCCAGGAAUAAAUGAGGUGGAGUAUCUUCCAAGAUUCAGUCAGUACCUGAGAGAUGUAGGUGUUUCAGCAGGAUGUUAAAUGCAGUUCUUCACUGAGUUUGAGUGUGAAGUGAGGCCUGACUCUCUUCACCUAUAAGAUCUUCACUAGCAGUUAUCACCGUGGUUUUCUUACCUCUUGUGGUUUCCCUUAAACACUUCUAUUCAAGAACCUCCAGCCUUAAUCUAUAGAAAUAGCCUUCAUCUAUAGCAGUGGUUCCCAAACUUUUUAGGUUCAAGGUGCCCUUAAUAUUUCAAUAUUUUUCCAAGGCACCUCAAGUCAAAAUUUCUAGGUUGUAUAUCCGUACAGCGAUGCGGCAUUUACUGGCGCUAUAGUGUAAUGUACAUUGUUGGUGUUUGAAGAGGUGCUUGUAUAUAGUUUGUGUUUUAAUAUAGGAGUGUUUGUAUGUAAUGUUUGCGUUUGAAUGUAAUGUUCACUUUUAAAUGCGGGUGUAUGUUUGUGUGAAGUAUUUGUUUGAGUGAAGGGGUGUGUUUCUAUGUAAUAUUGUGUUUGUAUGUUGUGCUGAUGUAUGCACAUACAUACAUACAAAUUCAUAUACAUUGACACACGCAUACACCGACAUAUACAGACACACGCAUCCUGACACACACAAACAUUGAUACAUGCACACACUAACAUAAAAACACACAAUGACACAUAGAUGCACAUACACACACAUAUCCUGACACACAGAUGUGUGCGCAAACAGACACACACUGACAUAGAAGCACACUGACGUACACACAUAUAUACACACACAUGCACAACCUGACACACACAGAUGCACACAAUCAAUCAUACAUACACACACUCAUACAUACAUUCACACACACACACACACACUCAUACACAAGUGUUUAAAACCUAGAUGGUAAUACAAUCUCACCAUUGUACAACAGGCAUUAAAGGUAGUGUAUAUUUAUGUUUGACUGGUAUAUCAAGUUUAUAGGGAGGAUUUCCUUGUUUGUAUCUCCUAUUAAGUGCUAUUUCAUGAUGUUUAAAUAUACUGAAUAUUGACAUAUAUUGCUACACACCACUAGAGCAUGCAUGCAUUAUAUGACCAUACUUAAUGCUAACCAGACUUAAUAAUGUGAGUACUUCUAAUUUACUAUUAACAUGGCAAUGCACAAAACCAACAGUUCAUUAAACAAUAUAAUUUUUAAUAUCUCCAGCCACCCUCAUGUUAGCUUACCUUGUGUGUCCAUGAGGGUGGCUUGGAGUCCUGCUGCUGGUGGGAGUGAGAGGUCUGGAGCACUUUCUGCUUCUCUCCCCUCAGGUUGCUGCUGCCUCCUCCUGUGCUGUCUCCCUGCAGGAUGCUGGGAGGAAGUGACAGGCUUUCACUUCCUCCCAGCCUGCCGACAGAGGUACACGGUCGCGAUCUUAAAGGACCGCGGCACCCGACAGAGUCCCUGUUCAGCAGCAAUGUUUCCCCGGUGCUAUAAUCAUAGCACCUGGGAAACAUUCCGCGGCACCCCUGUGUGCAUGUCGGCGCCACGGCACACAGUUUGGGAACUGCUGAUCUAUAGGAAUAUUAAUGUGACAUUAAGGGAUUAUAAUACAGGAAUUAGAAAAAUUAUAUACUAUAUUUUUGCCAACUAUUUAAAAAGAUUUAUCAAAUUUUAUAGAAUCAAACAAUCAUCAUUGACACCUUUUGCAUGCCUAUUAUUCUGCUUCUAAGGAAAAUGAUGUGUUCCUUAUUUUGGUAUUUGAAACUUCUUGUAGGGAUGGGGCCUCCAUUUUCAAUUAACCUGCCACCAAUCUUGUCUAGCUGCUAAAGAAAUCAGGUUCAAUAGUUUUUGAGUGUGCUUUGGCAUUCUGUUAACUGGGUGAGAAAGUAGAAACACCCAGGGGAAAAAGUUCAACAGACCUCUGAAGGACCCCUGCUGCUAAGCUUCAAAACCCUUCCAAAACCCAUGCAAUUUAGGACAGUCCCACCACAUAUGGAGGUACGUCCAUUUAUGGCCACAUAAGCACCAACAGAGGUUUGUCGGAUGCCUUCCAAUCCUGGGUUAGAAAACCGGUGUAACAUGCCACUGAAAAAUUUAUUAGAUGCAGCCUCCCAUAGUUCCUCCCAAUCCCGCCCUCUGGGAUUUUGCCCAAAUUUGCCUCCCAUUGGUCCUCAAAUAGAGGGUUCUGCACAUAAAUGUGUGUGAAGAAGAGAAAUCAGCUCUUUUAAAAAAACCUCUUCAUUGCAGAGAUGCUCAAAUGUCAAAGGCGAGAACAUUGUUGCCUCCUUAAUGCCUGUUGAGUAAGCAAAAUGUUGUGUUUGGAGAUAACAAAUAAAGUCAGUCGUAUUUAAUGAAGUUUCUGAUUUAAUUUGUUUAAAACUUACGAUUGAAACUCUCUGCCACACUUGGUGAUAUCUCUGAAUUCCCGUGAUUUCCAGAUUCCUAAAAUAGUGCAGUCAUGAAAAAGGGUUUUGUGAAUGAAGUUUAUGUUAAACAAAAUAAAUAAAUUUAAAAAAUUAGGGAAAAAACACAUCCCUAACUUUUUAGUAUAUGACCGGAUCCUUCAGCCAACUAUACAGGGAGUGCAGAAUUAUUAGGCAAGUUGUAUUUUUGAGGAUUAAUUUUAUUAUUGAACAACAACCAUGUUCUCAAUGAACCCAAAAAACUCAUUAAUAUCAAAGCUGAAUAUUUUUAGAAGUAGUUUUUAGUUUGUUUUUAGUUUUAGCUAUGUUAGGGGGAUAUCUGUGUGUGCAGGUGACUAUUACUGUGCAUAAUUAUUAGGCAACUUAACAAAAAACAAAUAUAUACCCAUUUCAAUUAUUUAUUAUUACCAGUGAAACCAAUAUAACAUCUCAACAUUCACAAAUAUACAUUUCUGACAUUCAAAAACAAAACAAAAACAAAUCAGUGACCAAUAUAGCCACCUUUCUUUGCAAGGACACUCAAAAGCCUGCCAUCCAUGGAUUCUGUCAGUGUUUUGAUCUGUUCACCAUCAACAUUGCGUGCAGCAGCAACCACAACCUCCCAGACACUGUUCAGAGAGGUGUACUGUUUUCCCUCCUUGUAAAUCUCACAUUUGAUGAUGGACCACAGGUUCUCAAUGGGGUUCAGAUCAGGUGAACAAGGAGGCCAUGUCAUUAGAUUUUCUUCUUUUAUACCCUUUCUUGCCAGCCACGCUGUGGAGUACUUGGACGCGUGUGAUGGAGCAUUGUCCUGCAUGAAAAUCAUGUUUUUCUUGAAGGAUGCAGACUUCUUCCUGUACCACUGCUUGAAGAAGGUGUCUUCCAGGAACUGGCAGUAGGACUGGGAGUUGAGCUUGACUCCAUCCUCAACCCGAAAAGGCCCCACAAGCUCAUCUUUGAUGAUACCAGCCCAAACCAGUACUCCACCUCCACCUUGCUGGCAUCUGAGUCGGACUGGAGCUCUCUGCCCUUUACCAAUCCAGCCACGGGCCCAUCCAUCUGGCCCAUCAAGACUCACUCUCAUUUCAUCAGUCCAUAAAACCUUAGAAAAAUCAGUCUUGAGAUAUUUCUUGGCCCAGUCUUGACGUUUCAGCUUGUGUGUCUUGUUCAGUGGUGGUCGUCUUUCAGCCUUUCUUACCUUGGCCAUGUCUCUGAGUAUUGCACACCUUGUGCUUUUGGGCACUCCAGUGAUGUUGCAGCUCUGAAAUAUGGCCAAACUGGUGGCAAGUGGCAUCGUGGCAGCUGCACGCUUGACUUUUCUCAGUUCAUGGGCAGUUAUUUUGCGCCUUGGUUUUUCCACACGCUUCUUGCGACCCUGUUGACUAAUUUGAAUGAAACGCUUGAUUGUUCGAUGAUCACGCUUCAGAAGCUUUGCAAUUUUAAGAGUGCUGCAUCCCUCUGCAAGAUAUCUCACUAUUUUUGACUUUUCUGAGCCUGUCAAGUCCUUCUUUUGACCCAUUUUGCCAAAGGAAAGGAAGUUGCCUAAUAAUUAUGCACACCUGAUAUAGGGUGUUGAUGUCAUUAGACCACACCCCUUCUCAUUACAGAGAUGCACAUCACCUAAUAUGCUUAAUUGGUAGUAGGCUUUCGAGCCUAUACAGCUUGGAGUAAGACAACAUGCAUAAAGAGGAUGAUGUGGUCAAAAUACUCAUUUUCCUAAUAAUUCUGCACUCCCUGUAUGCACCUUGUAUCAGUCAGAGAUUGAAAACAGUCAGUCUCUAUUGUCUUCCCUUCCAGCACAGAAACAGGAAAGACUAUAGAGACUAACAGUCCUAAAAUUGGCAACUUUACAAGUGAAUAAAUGCAAAUAGCUAGUUAGAAUGUGUUCUUCUGUGAAUUCUGUUUGCAUAUUCAAGUUCUUAUGUAAAUGUUUUAUUUUUCUACCAGACGUGAUUAUGAGACCAAAUCUACGAGGAUGCAGCUCUUAACAGAGAUCCUUGCCUACCCUCAUCUAGACGAUCCCAAGUGGAAGCCAGCGCCAGAAUCUCCCAUUGAUUACUGCUAUGUUCGUCCAAGCCACAUCCCCACGAUUAACUGCUUGUGUCAGGAAUUCUUCUGGCCAGGUAGGAUAUUGAUGGGACUGAUUGUGAGGUGUCUGGCAGAUUUCACACUGCAUAAUAUAUGGCAGACUUUAAAUGAUGCUUUACUGAACCACCAGGUAUGCAGGACAAGUGGAAGAGAUCUGAAAGAUUCAACAUCUUGGUAUCUGGAAUUUCCAGCUUCAUGAAAACACUAUUCUUGAUUCAGGACAGACACGUCUGAAACCCUUGGUGCUACUCCACCACUUACGGUAGUUCAUCUUGGGUCUAACAGAUUUUCAUGAUAUUUUUGUAUUCUAGGCAUCGAUCUCUCGGAAUGUUUGCAGUAUCCAGAUUUCAGCGUGGUGGUGCUCUAUAAAAAAGUCAUAGUGGCUUUUGGCUUCAUGGUUCCUGAUGUUAAGUACAAUGAGGCCUACAUCUCAUUUCUGUUUGUUCAUCCAGAAUGGAGGAGAGCAGGCAUUGCAACAUUUAUGAUAUACCACUUAAUUCAGGUAAUUGGCAAGUGCAUUAGGUACCGGUUUUCUCUCUCUUUCUUUCAUUUAAAUAACCAUAUUGUACUACAGAAUAAGACAAAAUCUGGGCUUGGUAUGGUCUUUACAGGCACUUCUGUGUUUCUCUACUUGAGUUGGGUUUAGUUGUUUUAGCAUGUAUAGAAAUUAUAAAGGAUACUAGAUCCAAAAAUUGCAGGUCCUCAAAUUAGCACAAGAAAAUGAUCUUCAACUCUAUACUAUGACCCAAAGGGCCAAGAUAUCUAUGAAUAGGUAUAAAGGAGAGCCUGCAUACUCUGGUGACCGCUUCUUUGCAAGCAAGAUGAACAGUGAUUUUACAAACAGUCUCAUUUUAUUCACAGAGCAGUAUAUAGGGGACAGUAUUUAGCUUAAUAAUAAUGGAAUGGAAGGGGAAGAAAAAUAAGAUUAGUUUUUGAAUGAGUAUAUACCAAAGAGAUAAAUGUGUAAUAAGAACAAUAAUCAAAUUUAUUUGCUUCUGAUUUAAGUAAUUAGGAAUUAAGUACAAGCAAUAAUUCUUAGAAUCAAAUGAGGUAAUUUUACACACAGAUUUUGCCUAUCCCACAUAGAUGAAUCUGCUGGAAACAAACUUUUUAUUUUUGUAAAGGAAAAUAAAACCCUGUGUUAUAACUGUAUUUUGCUAAAAAGGAAGUCAUUUAACCCAUGUAUAUCAGUUAAUAGAGACUGCGAAAUAGCAACCUUUGAAGACAGGCAGUUUAAAUAUCAAAUCGUGGCAAGGUCUACAACUUAUUGGUAGAAUAUAACCCCCCCCCAUAAACUAAAUCCUGGUGCUGCUAUCUUUAUUCUCCUUUAACAAACUAACUUAUUAAAAUUAUUUUAAUUUAAAUGAUUAUUAGUUUAAUUUAGAUGAUUAGAAUUAUUUUAAUUUGGGUGAUUCUGUUGGUUUGUAAACAAACCAAGUCUUCAGAAUCAAUUUGUUUGACAAUUGCCAGGAAUGUUAUUGUGACCAAUUGCUUAAAACUAAUUUAUGCAUAUGUCUAAUCUCAAGUAUCCCAUUCUUCAACAGUAUAGAAUAGUUUUGUCAGAUGGAAAAAACAAAACAAUCUACACUAUAGUUUAUAGGUACACUAUAGCUAUUAUGGUGACACCCUUCUAUUCAAUGUUAAACCAUUUUUGAGCAACUUAAAGGAACAAUAGUGUUAGGAGUACAAAGCCACUAGAGGCAAUUUUAACUCUGCACAGAGACUCUGCACUCAGACCACUUCAAUUAGAUAAAGUGGUCUGGGUGUGCAUUGUGUACCUUUAACACUGAAUGAGGGUCCAUGGACUUCCGCAGACAAGUCCUCACUGGAGGUAUGGCUAAGGAAGUAUUUACAUCUUCUAUCCUAACAAUUCAUACCAGCAAUGGGUGGCUUACACUCGAGCCCGAGCAGCACAAAGGAUAUUUGAUGCUGGGGACCCUUGCUUAGCAUUAAACCAUUAAAAUCGGUUAAACACUGAAUGGAAGGUCAGUGGCAGGGGGCUCCAGACACUAUAACCACUUCAAUGAGAUAAGGCAGUUAUUUUGCCUACAUUGUACCUUUAAUAUCAACUGCAUUGCAAUUGACAAACACCACCACUAAUUGUUUAAUAUUGAUUAUGGUUUAAUUGAGCUUACUAAAAAGAUAUGUACAGUUUAUAACAAAUACACAAAAAAAGGAACCAUCAUACCUCAUUAAACCUGUGUAUUUAAAGGAACACUAUAGGGUCAGCAACACAAACCUGUAUUCCUGAUGAUAUAGUGUUAAAAACACCAUCUGGCCCCCCUUGCCUCCCUAAAUGUAGCAAAAUCGUACUUUUAUUGCAGUCUGCUGCUGGCGACUCUGCCCCUGAUCUGCCUGGUUGGCUGGCAUCAUCCUAAGUGGUGUUCUGAGCCAAUCACAAUGCUUUCACAUAGGAAAGCAUUAGAUUUGUUAAGACUGUCAAGAAGGCAAAGCCAGCACAAGCACCGCUCUGGCCAAUCAGCAUCUCCUCAUAGAGAUGCGUUGAAUCAAUGCAAGGUCUACGCAUUGCCCCAGGAAGCACCUCAAGUAGCCAUCUGAGGAGUGGCCAGUGGAGGUAUCCCCAGGCUAGAAUGUAAACACAGCAUUUUCUCUGAAAAAAACUGUGUUUACAGCAAAAAGCCUGAAGGGAAUGAUUCUACUCACCAGAACAACUACAGUAAGCUGCAGUUGUUCGGGUGACUAGUGUCCCUUUAAAUUAUUACUAGAUCACCCCAUAAUGAAAAUAUUGAAAACGCCUGAACAUUCUGAUUGCAUUUUCGAAUUAUUUUUUUUGCACACAAGUUUACAAAUUCCACACCUACGGCUUCUGCCUCAGGGCACUCUCCAUACAGCUACAGAAUGUACACUUAAUAUAUAUUUGUUCAUUCUUAUUUCCUCCUGGCAGACCUGCAUGGGAAAAGAUGUCACCCUGCAUGUUUCUGCCAAUAACCCGGCCAUGCUGCUUUAUCAGAAGUUUGGGUUUAAGACUGAAGAGUAUGUCCUGGACUUUUAUGACAAAUACUAUCCGGUGGACAGCAAGGAGUGCAAGCACGCUUUCUUCCUCAGACUCCGGAGAUGAUAUGGACUGAUGGCUUUUUAGAUAUGCUUCCUACUAUUAGGUUGGGAGUUACAAACAAUUUGAAUAGUGAAUUCCAAGAUAUCUUUGGAAAGCUGUUCCACCCUCAACAUUGUAAAACACGGGACAUCUUGGUAAAUGUAUAUAGCCAAGCCACCUGUUUUGAAAGUCCACUACAUUUGAGAAACUUUUUGUGAUGCAGACCAAUUUGUCAUGUAAAUUCAUGUGUAGCUGUCUGACUGUUAAACCAGCAAAUAAAUCAUUUGAACGUUACACUCCAUUUUUUUAUUUAUUUUUCAAGGAAACCAUGAGACGAGUCAUAAUUUCCUUACCACCAGAAGCUGUGAAUUAUGGGAGUUAAAUUAAAUAAAGCACUGUAAGAACUUGCAUACUUUGUGGUGCAAAGCGGUCCCCUGCCCAUUUUCGUUUUGCAUUCAUAAUUUUUUUUUUCUCCUUUCAAAAAUCACUAAAGCUAUAAUAAGCCCAUUUUCAUACCGAAAUAUGUCACAUGGGGAUGCUAUGGCCCGUACAGGUACUUGGAAGCUGUAUUACAGUAGAAAGCAGAUAACCGAAAAAUAAAACUCCAAAAACCUCUGCAGUGUAAUAAAGAAUAUGUGCAACAAUGCCAUAAAAGUUAUAAUAUAUAAUGGUCGUCACAGUCACUUCCUGGUCUAGACAUAAACCUCAAAUGUUUUUAUUAUUUUGUAAUGUUUUUGCAUAUAUUGUUAAUGUAUAAAAAUGUGUUCUCUGUUGCCUGAUCGCUGAUCCUUUUAAAGUACCCCUGAAGGACCGUGGGAGUGAUGUUAUAAUGUAUAACAAUAUUAGCUUAGCUGAUGAAAAAAGACCUUCCAACCCACACUAUAUGUUAAUUCUUUACCUGGGAUAGAGGAAUUAUCCUAUACAGAAAGGGCAGUAUUAUACAACCUAUAAUAAUCGAACUGUUGGGAGAUGAGAGAGUGGUAGACUUCUGUGGCAGGGGUGUAAAUGUUUCUUUAUCUGCAAGUGAAACUCCUAUCAACUUUAGACAGACCAUAAGCAUGAUGGUUGCUUCUGGAUCAGCCUGAAUGUAUUCUGUUGUCUCUUGCUCUUUCACCAAACGUGGAUACUUAGUGAUCAAGAAAAAGCUGUAAGAUGAAUUAACAUGGGAUAUAACCUCUUCACUAGCUGUUAGAGAUAAGGACAGCGGAGGGGGGGAGGGGGGCGCAGAAGUAUUUAUAGGCAUAAAUGUUCAUUCGGAUUUGUAGAGGAAAAAAUGGUUAGGAUUGUUCUUGUAGUGUGACAAUCGAUAGUUGGACUGAAAAUGUACAGGAAUAUCAGCAGAGCAGAGGAAAUCACUAUGUUACAGUUGAGAAUAAGUCUAAUAGGAAUAAAUAAAUAAAACACUGGGAAGGGUUGAGGUUUUGAGCCGUAGACCUGGUGUGGAGAAGAUGGAAUUAAAAUUCAGAAAAGUUAAAAUCGGGAGGGAGUGUAGACCGUGGCAGUGAUUCCCACCCAAUGUGAUACAGUCCUGCCUGAGACUAGCAUGCUGAAUUCUUAUAUGGUAGGGGGAAAUUGUGAGGCAGGAGAAAGGUCAGCUGAGAUAUGGAAUACAACAUUGAGUAGGGAUGUACAUCUCAG